GGGACGUUGCUCGAUAGCUCCGCUAACCGCACGACUGUAGCUCUGCUGGUUUAGCGUCUGGUAGCAACAUGGAGGAUGGAGCAUUGCUAUAGCAAACUGUUUCUUGAUAUAUUAGAAGCAUAACCUUUCUAACUGAAUAUUAAAGGGAUACAGUAAACUUUUGAACUCUCUUUCUAGCUUAAAGAAAACCCAUCUCUGAGAUAUGGCUGAUCUUUUGGGCAAUCGGCUGUGCAUGGAAAACUUACAGAGUGAUAUCCAAGAUGUACAGUGGAUAAUUAAUGAUGUCUCAUCUCGUACUGGACCUAUCAAGCUUUCGUCGUGGAAGUUUCCAGACAAGCUGUCAUGGGAGCUAGAUACAGAAGAACUACUUCAAACAUAUGGCUAUGCUCCUGAUGAAACAGAAGAAAAUCAAGUAGCCCACAUUGCACUAUAUGAGCUCUUGAUUGACAGAUUGGUUUCAUUCAUUCAAGGAACUGCAAUCUAUCUGAAUCAGAUUCAACAUCUGGACAAGGCUUCUGACAAUGCAUCUGCACCUCCCACUUCUGUGGGUCUAGCUGUGCGACAUUUCUGGGACCAGCUUGUCAAUGCACAGACUGUGAUUCUGCAACUUUAUUCUCAGAACAAGUCCAAUGCCACCAAGAUUUCUGAACUGGAAAAAACAAUAAAAAACUUGAGUUCACAACAUGCUCAUCUUUCAUCUAAAAGUUCUUUUGCGACCCACUUCCUGGAUCAGGAGUCACAAUAUUAUAAAAGCUCAGAUGUAAAGACUAUAUCUCAUGAUGAAAUCAGCAAAUCCUGUCAAACAGUGGAAACUGCUUUUGUUCCAUGUGAAUCUUGUGAUCUGGUUCAGAAGAAGAUGAGAGAAUCUGGUGAUUUGAUUAUUCAAGUAUGCCAGAAACAGGGACUACCAUCAUGUCUCAGAAAAUACAGAUCUCAGUUGGCUGAUGUAAAGUGGCUGAGCAGUAAUGAUGUAUCUCGCUGGAUGGCUGAAGAGAACAAGGAUGUUCAGAGGCUGUGCAAACAUAUUGAGUGUGUAUCAAACGUCAUAGAACCCUUAAAAGCAGAGGUAACGGCAUUUCAGCAGGAGACACAGAAGGCAGAAAAAGUGGCAAAGGAAUGUGAGAGAGCAUUGAAUCUUGAAAAAGAAACACAAGAAGCUAUUAAAAAACAAUAUGAGAUAAAACUGAAGAAGACACAGAUCGAGCAUGAAUUCAUUUUGGCAGAUCUUGAGUGCCAGAAAAAGGAGCUGUUACUCAAACACACAAACUUGGAGAAAGUCCUAGAAGAUCAUAAGAUAAAAUCUUCUGAACUUCAGAUCUCCUUGGAGCAAACUGAGGCCAAAUGUUUGGAAUUGAAGAGAGAUCUACAAAACAAGACAGAGGCAGUUGAAAGGCUGGAGAGUGUAGAGAAUGAAGUGGAAAGCCUGAGACAAGAGUUAUCUGAAGUUACAUCAAAACUAGAAGUUGCAACCAAAACACUUACCAAAGAACAAGGCAAGAAUAAAAGUGCUGCACAGCAUAACCAGCAAGUAAAAACAAAACAAAAUAUGCUAUCAGAACGCAUUAGUGAACUGAAUGAAGAGAAUGAAAACCUCAGGGAGCAAGUAGGUGCUCUGGAGGAAGAAAGCCAACAUCUGGAGGAGUCUCUGCAGGAAGCACGCAGGGAAGCACAGCAGAUGCAAAAAGAAAAAGCAAACCAAGAGGUCAUCAUCAAAAAUCUGAAUGCAGAAAAGGCUGAACUAGAGCGCUGUAUUGAGGAGACAGAAGCACAGAUAAAGGAGCUUGAGGUCCAAGUGGAGCAAGCCAAAGAGAGGGAAAGGAUGCUGAUCGAGUAUCCAGACCUUAAUGGCCCAGUCAAUCCAGAUUUGCAUGGCACAGGUGACAUAGCAACUGACAUGGAGAACCAGGUGAAAGCAAACAUCAUGCGUAUCCAAGUACUGGAGGAUCUAAAUGAAAGACUCAGGCGAUCCAUUACAAAGGUGUUAUCAGCUGGUCUUGGUACAUCAGCUAGCAGCAAUUCUGUUCCUAAGCCAGUUCCUCUAUUGGAGCCUCAUCACUUGCACAGUCUGAACCAGCAGAAUGACACAUCAGCACCAGUAGCACCUUUACAGGUACACUGUGCGAAUUCACAAAAUGUCAUGCCACUUCAAAUGCAGGCUUCCAGUGUUACCUCAGAAUCAUCACAAAAAUCCACAUCUUCAAAAUUUUCAGAAUACUUUGUGGUGGGGAAAAUGGCUGCAGAGACCGGGAAGAAUAAAAAGCCAGCACACAAGUCUUCUGCUCAAAGAAGCAGCAACGGUAUGAUAAGCACCAGUUUUGCUCCAGUAAACAGCACAAGUAUAGGCACCUACAAGAAAAUAAAAAAGUCUGUGGGACAGUCAAGACCUGAUAUCCCAAGUGGCAAAGGAAAAAGCUUACAAAGUGGUCACAGCUCACACGGAAUUUAUGUGCCUCAUGAAGAGGACUAUGCUUCUCUACAAUGUUACAUCUGUGACAACUGUGAUAAGAUGUACACUAAUACAAGAGACCUGACCAUUCACAAAUUGUACUGUACUAGGUAGACGGCUAGUCCCUCAACAUUCUUGGGAUUAGGAGUGUACAGAGCAUACAGCAUCACAUCUAGAGCCUUAGGGCAAGAUCAGGUGAAAGCUGAAGCUAGUAACUGGAGAAUCAAUAAGGACUCUGUUCCAGAAAGACAUCUCUUCUUAUGGUGUUUGGAACUAGUUUACACCAUGUCCUAGGACUGUUAUAAGUCCACUCAGGACUCUGACAUAUAACUCUCAUGCUGUCUGCAGUUGACAACAGCUUCUGUGGUUUCUUGAAGCUGUGAUGUAGAAAUGUAGUUUCAUAAACUGUAAUUUGAAGAAUACAGAUCUGCUGGAUUAGGAACCUAAGUUAUGUAUAAAAAUUUUAAUAUUCUGCAAAUAUUUAGUGAUUCACAAAAUUCCCUUUAGGACUGCACUUUGAGAAUAGAGUAAUAGAGAGAUAACAGGGAACUUAUUCCAACGAAUUUAAAUGACUCCAUAAAUCUACUUUGCAGAGCAAAUUAUGACAUACUUUUAUGACACAGGGGAAGAAAGGGAGAGGAACUGAGGAACUGACAGUCAAAUGGACAGCACCCUUACCCCUCUCCCUCCCUCUUACCUAUGUGAAUGUGCUGUCGUCCUGUGUUAUAUUGAAUACUCUGGCUAGUAUGCUAUAGAGUUCCAUAGCCUAGUAAUUGUAGGAACAGUGUAAUUAAGCAGUUGACUAUGCACAAGGCAUGACAUGCAUGAGGCAGAGCAGAAUCCUUUCUUUCUCUUGCCAUCUUUUAUCAAACGGACAAUUGCAAAAACAUCUGGUACAGUAAAUGACAUGAAAAUAAGUAUCCAGCAACAUUUUCAUAUUUUCAUGCUAGUAGUGUGAUUAUAUAUACAUGUGUAUAUGUAAAACAUGCAUAAAAACUUUUUUUUCAGGAAUAAUUCAUUAAAAAGCAUUCUUUGCUACUGUUUGCUGUGGGGGUUUUUUCUUCAUGUAGGGGUACAUUGUUGUACAUACAUGUACACACUUGAAUCUCUUGGAAAAUUGCACAGGCAAACCCCACUAUUAAUGUUCUUUAAUCAGGUCUACCGUUGCCAUUGGUUAAAAGGAGAUUUUCAAGAUCACUUUAAUUUGUUUGAUUAUAAAUUCAACCCCAUGUAGGCUAUAAUUUAUGUGUUUAAAAACUGUACUUAUUCACUGCACACUGAAGUGCUCUCAAGCAGAUAUAUUAAGAUUAACCCAUUUACGCCUUACAGUCCAUUAUUGGAAAAAAUUUUUUUUUCUUUAAAUUCGAUCU
Pomacea canaliculata is the source of this 3816-nucleotide messenger RNA. Its product is annotated as coiled-coil domain-containing protein 157-like. The transcript is spliced from 13 exons. NCBI's taxonomy places the organism in Eukaryota, Metazoa, Mollusca, Gastropoda, Architaenioglossa, Ampullariidae. The record is from RefSeq and is a predicted model, not a curated record. The coding region runs from base 203 to 2560 and encodes 785 amino acids.